Molecule: messenger RNA, 4626 nt
Organism: Trichogramma pretiosum
Lineage: Eukaryota; Metazoa; Arthropoda; Insecta; Hymenoptera; Trichogrammatidae
Gene: Zip48C
Product: zinc transporter ZIP11
Exons: 6
Coding region: 2501-3685 (394 amino acids)
Biological process (GO): zinc ion transmembrane transport
Cellular component (GO): membrane
Molecular function (GO): zinc ion transmembrane transporter activity
Source: RefSeq, a predicted model, not a curated record
CAGUCAUCGUGUGUAUAGUCACAUGUACACGUAUACGUCACGCAAACAUCGAUGCAACGCGGCGAGACGUCGAUUUUCUGCUUUCUGCCCCCGCUUCGCAUAUUGUGUGUAUAGUUGUAUUAUCUGUCGCGCGACGAGUCGACCAAUUGUCUCUGUGCAAUAUAAGACGGAAGACGAGUCCCGCAAGUGCUUGUAAUCGACCAAGGAUCAGGCGGCAAAGCUCACUCGACGCGGCUCGGCCGGUUAAAUGCACAAAAGUUUACGCGCCUAUCGAUUAGGAAUGAGUCGGCGGCGCAUCGCCGCUCUCUGAUAUACUUUUUUUCAUCAUUUGCUUAGUAUUGCAUGCCGCGAAUGGUGGAACUGGUGUUUCAUAAAAGCGACGAAAAUUGCUGCGGCUCGCGCGACGACCUUUGGGCAAUUUAAAAAGUGAAAGUAUCAGUGUAGAUUGCACGACGGAUCGCAAACUGGUCACGAGCAUGGCAAAGGAGAAAAUUGCUCGGCACGUCGAGAGAGGGAAAAGCACCCCCUGCACAGCGAGGUUAUAACGCGCCGUGUACAAGUGCGCAUAUGCGGAGCUUGAAGGGCUCCGACACCGUCCGGCCGCCUCCGACAUCUGCUGCAGCAGUAGUGGUGGUGUGCGCACGACAACGCGCUCGCAACGUCGAUACGCGCGUAUAUAGUGUACAAACACGUGCAGCGGAUCCGUCAGAAUCCAAGAGCUUGACAACAAACGACUGUGUAUUAUGCUGAUCGGCCGCGCGAGAGUGAGAAAAAGAGCGUCGAGCGCUGGACGGAUUGCGAUGAGCGGUGUUGCGACUAUUAGGCAGUUGUGUCAGAUUAUACAGUAGCGGAGAGAGAGAGAUAGGGCAUCGGAACGUGCGUGGGUGCUGUGCGAACUCUCAACUCUCCGGUGCUGCUGCCUCGCAUACGCACACACACACACAUACACAUUAUAUAGAGGCAAGCGCGGCAGAUAGUCACACGGACACACGUGAGAGUAAACGAGUGUGUUGUAUAGUGGCGUAUAGUGCGAGCUGCCGACCGGAAGAGAAGUGAUAUACGUUGCGCGAGCGAUCGUGAUAUUACCCACAGUCACAUAGGCACACGCACACACAUAGUUUGCGAAUCCAUCUAUAUAUGGUGUGCAGCAUUGCUGAAUCUUCGGCUUUUACAAGUGAAAGCCGCGCGGAGAGCGAGAGAUGUUAUGUGUGCGCGGGGCUCGUCGUCGCGCGUAUAAUACGUGGCCUAUGCAAAAUUCCACGAGCCAAACGUAACGGGCUGCUAUUGCUGCUGCUGUUUUGUGUUUUGUCGUUGCUGUUGCUGCAUCGCACGUGAUACUGCACCGUAUCAAAAAGCUGCAGCCACCCAGCCGCGUGCGCGGAUCAUUGGAUACGGAUAACAAUAAAUAAAAAGCAGCAACGCAUCGUACCGACACCACUGCGGAAGUUGUUAUUAGAAGCCAUUGAACAUUAAAUUAAAAAAUAAAAGUGCGGCUGCAGGCGGAGAAACAGCUCAAUAAAAACGACCUUGCCGAAGUGUUUAAGGAUAAUACAGAGAGAAACAAAGGAAAAACGAAACAAGGAGAAAAAGAAAAAAGGAGCGAGACGACGUCGGGUAGAGCAGCAGUCGUUAGCUUUCCAAGCGUGUCCACGUGACAGUGCCCACUGAGAAAAAAAAUUAGAAUAAAGAUAAAACCGGAGCAACAAAAAGAAGAAGAAAAAAAAACUCGGCGUUGAAUCGGGUACACUCAGAAACGAUUAUAAAGUGGUUUAGUGUAAUACACGCACGCACACACAGCAUCGUUGUCGGCGGCGGCGUCGGAGUAGUGCGCGAAUUACAUAGUGGCCGCGCCGCGUAUAAACACACGCGCGCGCUAACUCGAACGCGCUUCUAAGUGCUGCUGCUGCUGCUACUUAAGUGGGUAGAGGGGCACAAGACACACACCGAGUAGUGCCCGAUCCCGCGAGUGUUGCCGCCGCUGCCACAGGUUUUUAAGGAAAAACACUAUAUAUACAGCACACCUAUAUAUUAUAAAACACCUUAUGUACAUUUUAAUCCGUGGCAGACACACACGAGCGGCUCGCGCGGCCUGCCACAUUAAAUGCAGAGAGGCAUAUAAUUCGCGCGAACUGGACGAACGAGUAUAAUACGCACAUUGGUUCGCGCGCGCCGCGAGAGCAUAUCGUACACGCUGCUGUCGUUGUAGUAGUACUGUAGUAGUAGUAGUAGUAGUUAGCGUGUACUUUUAUACAUUAUCGUGUGUUAUUAUGUAUUCGUGAACCGCGAGCGCGUGUAACUGCCCGAGUGUGCCGCCGAUCGGAUACAUAAAUUCGCCGGAUAUCUCUUUUCGCUCCUUUUUUUAUCUCGACAUUUUUCUUCGUCUCGGCUGAAAGUUCCAUUUGACUCCUUAUAAACAGUUACUGAGUCCUGCGUGCAAUCUCCGGUAGUGUUAAAGCUCGUACUAAUAUAGACUCGCAGAAGAAAAAGAAACGGCCGAAAGAUGCUGAAGGAUUACUCGCCGGUCACGCAGGCACUGCUCGGCACCCUGUUUACCUGGGGACUGACAGCUGCAGGCGCCGCUGUCGUCGUCGUUAUACGCGGUAAACAGAGAAAACUGCUGGACGUGAGCCUGGGCUUCGCGGCGGGCGUGAUGGUGGCGGCGAGCUACUGGUCCCUGCUGUCGCCGGCGAUCGAGAUGGCCAGCGAGUCGAAGCUGUACGGGGCCGAGGGCGAGUACGCCUUCGUGCCGGUGGCCAUCGGCUUCCUCAUCGGGGCGGCCUUCGUCUACGGGACGGACGCGCUCAUCACGUAUCUCGGCAUACAGUCGCCCAACGUGCUGCUCGCCAUGCAGUCAGUCGGUACGAUGAACAGCAACAAGCGAAAGCAAAAAGCAAAGCGCAGCGCUCCUAAUAAGAGCGCGGCUAAAACGAAAGGCGCGACGGCAAAGUCGGCGACAAAGUUGCCCGGCGACGACGUCGCCACGGUCGUCGCAUACAGAGCGACGCGCUCCAAGACUAAGCUAAAGAGUGAUAAAGAGGACAUUGCGGCAGAGGUUGUUGUUAAUGCUAAAGCCAGCGGGACAUUUAAGGCCGAGUCCGACAGAUACGAUGGUUUUUACGAGCAGAACGCUCGAAGAAGACAGCCGGCGAAUCCCAUCCGCAAUCAGGAGUCCGGCGAGGUGAUGGCCACGUACGAGGAUCCCGGCAGCGAGGCCAAAAACGACCAGUGGAAGAGAAUAUUGUUACUCGUUAUCGCUAUUACUGUACAUAAUAUCCCCGAGGGACUGGCCGUAGGAGUAGCUUUCGGCGCGGUGGGCAGCAGCGCGUCGGCUACCUUCGAAAACGCUAGGAAUCUAGCCGUGGGCAUCGGCAUCCAGAACUUCCCCGAGGGCUUGGCCGUGUCGCUGCCGCUGCAGGCCGCCGGCUUCAGCACGCUCAAGAGCUUCUGGUACGGCCAGCUGUCCGGGAUGGUCGAGCCGCUGGCCGGCGUGCUCGGGGCCGCCUGCGUCACGCUGGCUGCGCCCGUGCUGCCCUACGCGCUCGCCUUCGCCGCGGGGGCCAUGAUUUACGUCGUCAUCGAUGACAUCAUACCCGAGGCUCAUCAGAGCGGCAACGGCAAGUUGGCCAGUUGGGGAGCGAUUGCAGGUUUCCUCGUCAUGAUGUCGUUGGACGUCGGUCUGGGCUAAUUUUGCUGCGGAUUCCGUCCGAUCCGAGGCCUCUUCGUUUCUCAUGGCUGCAGCUGGUUUUCUACACUACGAUAUUACAAUGCAGCAUUCAAUCGUCCAUCGUCAAAAAAGGGCUGUGGUAAAUCAAAUGCCAAACUGCGCUGGCGUGCCGAGAAACACUUUUUUAAUCCAUUUUUUCGUUUUACUUUUAAAUUUUAAUGAAAAAGGCUUCGUGUGUUAAAAUGACAAAUCAUAGCGUGGACUUUGUGGUUAACACACCCUUGUCUCGCCAACGACGUUAGAUAAUAAGUAAUCUCAAUUUUAUGCCUUACUGUCGGAAUUCAAGAGAUUUUCAAAGCUCGUUCGAUGUAAUUGAAUUCCAUUUAAAAAUGGACAAGCGACGAUGGUCCAGCCAACAAUAAUAGUUAAAUUAAUCUCAACGCAAGAUGUCUAUUUUGAUACGCCUGUAAAUGCAACGAGAAAGCCAAAUUUUAUCCAACUUGACGCGGUAAUGUAAAAAGAAAGGUACUGUCAAUUUCUUUGAUCUUAGUGCAAUUUAUCGAAUGUUUUAUAUUGUUGAGUAAUUUUGUCUUAAGCUAAGGAGUAUUUAAGUCGGUUUAUAUUAAACCGCGAGAAAAAAGUUGAGUAAGUGGGGCUGCACGAUAGUUUAUUUUGUACUCAACAGUGAGUAAAAAAGAAAUAACGAAACAAUCACAUAGAUUAAUUGCUCAAAUUUUUAAUAUUAUUUUUCGAAUCGUCGGUGUGCCAACCGCAGGUGCUCCUAAUGUUUAACCAAUUGUCUAGAGAUAUUUAUGCAUUUCGUAAAAAAUGUGCUCGAGCUUAGCCCAUCACUCCGACUGCACAUCGAGGAAUUGUACUUUUGUAUAAUAUUCGUUAUACAGCGAUGUAUAGCGCGCAAAAUUUCACACACGUCAUUUUGAAUAAAGUAAGAAUUGAUUUUU